AUGAUACAAAAUUAUAAAGAUUGUUGUUUACUGCUUGAAAACUUGUUUUGUAAGUGCUACCCAUUGUACCCUGUGAAAGGGUUGAGACCAUCAUCGCUGCGCAAAUCAUCCUCCGCCAGCAGCAGCAGCAUCAACAACGCCUGUCCCCCGCCGCCACCCACGCCGCACCAAGUGAACCCCGCCAGCAGCAGCAGCAGCACUCCGCCCCACUCCCAGCAUCCGCAAACGCAUCCGCAUACGCAUCCGCAUACGCAUCCGCACCAUCACCCGCAGUACCAAAACCAUCAGCACAGGCGCAGCAGCACCACCAGUCACACCAGCCACGCGGAAAACUCGAGCGGUUUGGCCACGAAACCGGCCAUCAAUUUGCUCGGCAAUCACCUACAGGCCAACUACUUUGAGUUCCCGCCCACUGUUCCCGGGCAGGCGUUGUUGCACCACAGCGGUCGCACCGCAGUCUCCACGCCCUCGCUGAACUUGCAGCACCAACAGCAGCAGCAUCCCGGCUCCUCGUCCACAGCUGGUGGUCAGUAUAGUUCGGCAGUUGCAAAAGCGGCUGCCUCCACCGCCUGUGCGCUCCUUGCCACGUGCCACGUGUCCAGAGAUUCCGAUUGCGACUCACCCCGACAUCAGAAGCAUCAGAUACACCAGCAUCCAAACCCGGAGGACCAGCAGCCGACCGCAAACAAAAUGGGUCGUCGCGAGAUAAAGCGCUCCAAUACCAGUGGCUCCACCACCAGAUCCUACGACAGCGGAAGCGCAACCACCAACUUUGUCGGUAAAUUCACGCAGAGUGUGCGGCGAAUCGUUCAGGAUGUGAAGGACGAGGGGGCGCCCAGUGGAAUGACGCGGGACGAGGUAAUCGAGACCAACGAGCGCCUGCGAUCCCUGCGACUGCGUCUGGAGGAGUCCUACGAAACUGCCAAGAAGGCCCUGAUCAACCUAAUGAACAAGUACGGCGACUCGAAGAGCCAGCGCAACAUCUUCCAACGCUAUCCCAUGCUCAAGCUCAUGAUUAAGGAAGUCAUCCGCCUGGAGACCCAGUACUGGACCCUGGUGGACAUCCCGCGGCAGGAGAAGCAGGAGACGGUGCCCUCCUACGUGAUGCGGGCCUGUUCGAUCAUGGAGAAGACCCAGAAGUCCGGCGAAGGAGUGAAGACCUCGGCCCGUUUGGCAGAGGAGGCGGCCGAGCGGCGGGAGCGGAUGGAGCGAUUGGAACAUAUGACAACGGCCCAAAUCGAGCACGAGAACACGCAGCUGAUAAACGACUUGUACCGCUUGCUGAAAAAGUAUCUCGGACUUCGACACCUCAUCCGUGUGCUGAAGGAGGAGUACGGCAGCUCAAAGAUGUAUCCGAUAUUUCCACGCUACACAAUGCUGAAGGACAUGAUAAAGGGCAUCAUGCACGAUCCUGACUACAUGGAGGUGUGCCACGAAACGCUGGCCAACGCCAACUGAGCCGAGGGCACCGGAAAUGGCAGGCGUCGCAUGAGUGUCAUUUAAGAGGGCCCAAAAAACUAAUAGCAAUACCAAUACAGCAGCAUACACGAACGCAGGACCUUGGACCUAGGAACAAGGAA
Drosophila takahashii is the source of this 1580-nucleotide messenger RNA. RefSeq lists its product as uncharacterized. Lineage: Eukaryota; Metazoa; Arthropoda; Insecta; Diptera; Drosophilidae. The record is from RefSeq and is a predicted model, not a curated record.